This is a messenger RNA of Armigeres subalbatus, 7493 nucleotides long. RefSeq names its product fibroblast growth factor receptor substrate 2. Gene Ontology annotation, molecular function: transmembrane receptor protein tyrosine kinase adaptor activity; fibroblast growth factor receptor binding. Gene Ontology annotation, cellular component: cytoplasm. The coding region runs from base 350 to 2089 and encodes 579 amino acids. Gene Ontology annotation, biological process: fibroblast growth factor receptor signaling pathway. The transcript has a single exon. The record is from RefSeq and is a predicted model, not a curated record. NCBI's taxonomy places the organism in Eukaryota, Metazoa, Arthropoda, Insecta, Diptera, Culicidae.
AUGAAAAAUUUGUUAAAAUUGUAGAAAAAUCACAAAUUUCCAUUUUUUAUCAAACCAUUUGCGCAAUCUGUUCAAAAAGCGCUUGAACGUUAUCCCCAAAGUUUGUAAACUGCCGGAAAGUUCGCAGAGAAUCGAGUGUGCUUGGAAAAAUGGUACAAUGUCCAGUUAAAUGAUGCGGUCAAACGUGUAGGAGAAAAGUGUAAUCAAGAGCCGAGCAGUGGGAAGUUCCCCUCUAGUGUUGUUUGCUAUUUAAUGUGGUUCUGGUUCUGAUGUUUUGCUGAAAUGGCAAAAUUUGACGCUGAAAUGGUUUGAAGCUAAUUUGCUGGGAUUCUGGUGCUGAGCAUUCAAAAUGGGUUGUAUCAAUUCGAAGAAAGAUAUUAACGAUGUGGAUCCCAAUAUUUUCUACGUAAUUAAUAUCGACGAUGAUGGGACCGCAUUGUGGAGUGGUCAGCUGGAAGUCUCGCGGACCGAGUUGACUUUGUACCGGAAAGGAAAAGAUCCAACAACGUGGCCUCUGAAGUGCCUGCGAAGGUAUGGCUUCAAUGUGGAUCAGUUUAGCUUCGAAGCUGGCCGGAGGUGUACUACCGGGGAAGGAAUUUAUGCCUUCAAGUGCCGGAGGGCAGAAACCCUAUUCUAUACGGUCCAAUCGUACAUCCAGGGUCGGAUAUUCAGCGAUGAAACGACGAAUCCAAAUGAUCCGCAUCCGAUACCAAUGGCCUCGACUGGCCCAUCCAUAGCAGCUAGGAGUGUGUCUCAGAAUAAUACAGCAACCAGAAGCGGGGGACAGCCCGGUGUUUCCAGUGUGGGUAGUUAUGUAGUGAAUCGCACCGGAAUAGCCACAAGCCAAUCGCUAAGUCCGAAUGGGACGAUUCAUUCAAAUUCCAACCAAAGUCGGAGCACGGAUACUCUUCCGAUUGAGGCGAAUUACCUAGAGCCGACCUCCAAUAGACCAGGUGGCCAGCCGGAAACAAUGGCAACGCGAUUCCAGCAAGGGAUGCGUUUAAGUUCCGUUAGCAGUGGACCUGUUAGUCCGGAUGUGACAUCUCCUUCGUCUCCCAAUAGCGUAAGCAACAUUUUGGAAGUUACCACUUUGAAUCCUUUGCCAUCGAGUAGUGCAGGAGGCAGCAUGCACCAUGGCGUCAGUAACCUAUAUCAGGAAUUUCCGGUUAAGGAUUCCAUUGUUCACGUCGCAAGUUUGGCGGGAAUUUGUUCCGUGAAUCGCAUGUCGUUGGACAUCCCACCCCAGGAAGUUGCACCAAUUGCUGAAAGUGAUAGCGGGCUUUCCGGAAGCGACGUGAAACAGCUUCCUCUAGAGCUUCCGGUGGCUACACCAGAUACAGUCGAUCCCUCACGGUUGUACAUGAAUGUGAAUAUUGUCAGCAUGUCGGAAAUUGCUUCCAAAGCGAAAACGAAACCAGCCAGUAAAAGUAACUCUAGUCUAAUGUCGAUUAACAAUAAUAGCGGUUCUUUCGACGAAAACCAGUAUCAAAACGUGAAAACCCCAACAUCAGUUGGCCCGAACAUGUUCACCCACUUACGUAUGAACUCCAGCUAUUCUAUGGAUACGACCCGCUGCUAUGCGAAUUUGGAACCGGGUGAAGUAAAAUCGGUGAUAUUCCGAGGCCGCUAUUCAAAGCCCGAUAUUUUUGCCAAUGUGCAUCUGCCGGAAACUUCAGAACCGUGUACGCCAACGGUCCUGAAAGCGGAAGUCAACUACUGCGUCCUCGAUUUAAACCAGCCCAGUGUGCCGCAGAAUACGUCCAACGCACCAGAGGCCAUGUCGCCUACAUCCGGUAUGAACAACAAUAAUAACCCCGCAGCUGUGAAUCUAAACAGUCCGAACGACUUAACGCUGAGCGGAAGUAUCGUCAACACUUGCCAGUCGCAACAGAUUAUCUCCGGUCUGUUGCCACCAGAAAGUCCCAAAAAGGCGUCCCUUGGCUACGCAACAAUCGAUUUUGACAAAACGGUCGCCCUGAGCAACUCGACUACUCCGUCAUCGGAACUGGACAGCGAAGGUUCGCGGAAGACGCGCCACAACUCUGCCGCCGCCCCGUUAAUUCGACAGAGCAACUCGGUGAGCGACUAGGCAGAUUGCGGACCGGUAAGGUAACAGGGUGUUGUUCUGUUGGUAGGAUUAAGUGUUGCUAGGACAAGGUUUAUUAUCACCACCGUUUAGUUUGAUAUUUGAAGUUUGGCUUAGUGCUACUACUUAUGUAAAGUAAUCGUCUGAAUUAUGGGCAGAGAGGCACUAACCAAUGGUAAUUAUGAGUGAUCUCGCUCGAGUAUAGAUGGAUAAUGAUUUUGGUUGAACAGACAGCAAAAACGAUUGUAGGCAGCAACGGCAAGCAUUUGCCAACUGAACUAAAACAGCAGUCUAACGAAUGCCGCUUUAGUAUUUUCUACCUUGAGGUAUCUUAGGAAACAAAAAAUCUUAGUUUGGAAUGGCUAGCCGCUUCACUCUGCUUUUAUUCGUCACAAGGGAUGCAUCGAUACAAGUACAUACUCGAUACUUUUGAUUCGAAACCAAGUACUUUUGGAAUCGAUACUUUGAUUUCCGAUACCAAGUAAGUAUCGAAUUGAAGUACUUGAAUCAAUCGAGUUUAUUAUUGAGAUUUUCAGCCCGAGGCUGGUUCCUCUCAGAGUUAUGAAAAAACUAGGGGGACCUGAAGGGUAUAGGCUAGUCUGAUAUUUUGUAGUAAUUUCCAAAUUAUUUGAUUGUAUGCUAUUUUUUCAUUGUUCAUGUUUUUGUUUAAAACGUUUACGUAUCGUGUGUGGAGGAAGUUGCCUACUAGGUUGAGUUGCGAUCGUAGUCCAGUUUUGGUGCCUUGGACGGUUAUCUGCAUUUGGGGGUAGGGUUGAAUUUCAAUCGAUGUCCAUUUUCAUGCUCGUGUCGUCAGUGAUUGGGUGGGGAGGCAGUAUCGCGGUAUACAAGUGUGGGAUUCUUCCAACGAGUCCAUAUUGGCACAUUCGAUGUCACCGAAUAUCUGGCAAAGGGGGGGGUUAAAUUAGCGCAAAAAUGCCUGCUGCUUUGAGAAAUAGGAUAAGUUUUGUUUCACUCGCCUUGUCGUUACGGAGCACGUCUCUGAUGCUUCCCAACUGAUGGGUGGUUCUAAGGUAAUCCAGAUGGGGACAUUCACAGAGUACGUGCUCCACAGUGUUAGGGGUGUUGCAGAUGUCGCAUAUCUUGCGAAAUGGUGAUUCUCCAGAGAAAUCGUGCGAUAUCCUGGAAUGUCCUGUUCGUAGUCUAGACAGGACGAUUUGUUCUCUCCAGUUAUGUCGGUCUUUCCAUUUUCCCGUAUCUCCUUUUAUUUUUCGGAGAAACAAUGAUUGUUCACUUCUCCAUUCCCUCAACCAUGCGUUUUCAAUUGUCCUCUUACACCAUAGCUUAACAUCUGCCCCGGGUACACAAUUUGUGAGGCGGCGUCCAGUUCGGCCGAUGUUAGCAAGGGAGUCAGCUUCUUCGUUCCCAGUGAUUCCGCAGUGUCCCGGGACCCAGGUAAAAGUAAUAUUGCGCUCUUCUUCAUCCAGGGGAACAUUGUUCGGGUAGGCUGUAGAAUUUCUUAACGUCAUGUCCAAAAAUACCCACACCAACGGUAUCGGCCACCUUUGAUCCAUCGGAUAAUCUCAUAGUGGAUGUGAAGUAUUUAUGAUUGAUCAUUUCAGCAAAAAGCGUUUUUGCCCGCGUCGAGUUCGUUCCUCUUUGAAGAUGGGUAUUCAUCGUUCGGUCGAAUAUGAUUUUUCUGGCCAUCCAGCUUUGCGGCCCAAUACGGUGGAGCCCUUCCACCGGGGGAAGCGUGGAUCCGGCCACGUUAUUUAGGGCGCGGUUAGCCUGCUCUUCGAGGAGACAAAUCUGCCCAUCGUCUUUGUUUUUUUUCCAAAUAUCCUAUUGCCCUGCAGCAUAUUGUCAGUGCAGUCUUAUGACGCUCUAAUAGUGUUGUUGUAGAUCGGAGAUAAAGUAGUAAUCAUGAGUUCCAUAGCGCGGCAGGUGAUUUCAAUGCCAUAAAAGAGUCGGCUAUGAACAAUAGCAUCGGCAACACGGCUACGUGUCGAUCGGUCACUCCUGGUGCGUUUGUUAGUGAUAUUUCUGAUUAGACAAACUCGAUUUUUGCAAGCCUCCUUCAGCUUGAGGAAGUGGUUGCGAAAAGUCAGGUGCCUAUCGAUGUUGAUGCCUAGGAUUUUAAGGUUACGCUUAGUUGGUAUCGGCUGUUUGUUGAUUAGGAUGGGUUUCGAUGGUGGAACGUGGUUUGAUUCACAGGCGUGUAAUCUGACGCAUUUUUCCACUGAGAUGUCAAAACCGGCCUCCUGUGCCCAUUUGGCGACCGCGGUAACUGCUGCCUGUAACUUUCGCCUGACACUUCUCGGGUGUACGCCGGUCACGAUGAGAAGGAUAUCAUCAAUAUAAAAAAAAUAGAGUAACCGCAAUUACCGAACCCUGUGGAACGCCUGUUUCUUCUUUAAAUAUAUUUGAUUCGCAAUUGCCCACGAGAACCUGGAAGGUACGUCCACUCAAAAAGUUCUUAAUGAAAGUAAGCAAGUUUCCAGUAAUUCCCCAACUCGCCAUCUUAUCUAGGAUACCAGGACACCAAGUUCUAUUGUUAAGCCUUGGCGAGAUCCAAGGACGCCAUCUCAAUGUGGAGCCCGUUUUUUGUUGCGUCAUCAAUGAUCUGUCCAAGAGAUGCCAGAUAAGUGCCGGUUCCGAGGCCGGGCCGGAAGGCGUGCUGUCGAUAGUCUAGUCUCCGGUUCUCUGCCAGAAACUCGAUCAGCCGUCGAUUAACAAUUCGCUCCAUUAUUUUAGAGAUGCAGCUGGUCACAGCGAUUGACCGGUAGCUGCUGACAUCUUCGGUAGAGCCGCUGUUUUUAGGUAUAGGUAUGACGAAGCUAUUGUCGUUUUCGGUUUUAGACCUGGGUCAGGUCCGACCCCGACUCUGAAUAACCGAACGAAAAACGAAUCGGGAUCGAGUCAGUAUGAUGGUGUUAGUGAGAUCUCAAGCCCUAUCAUCUGUUUUGUUUUCAGUUCGCACUGCCAGCUGAUAGGCAGAAAUAUAAAUAUUUUAUCAGAUUUCAUACAGAUUUUAUCUUUUGAAUUUUGUUAUUAAUGUUAUUUUGUUUCUUAUUAUAUAAAUUGAAUGGAGAAGUCAGAUUUUUCUUCUGUUAAUUGUUUAUUUUAAAAUGACAGUUAAUCCAUCAAUAAAUUUAUGUGAUUAGUAGAAGCUUGUGAUGAAUGGCGAUGGCAAUGUGGAUUGCCGUGAAGGAAUUUUGGCGCUCUGGAACAUUUCCGUUAAUUAUGCCAAUCCGUGUUUCCCGAUAAUCUGUUAUACUGGUUCUAAGUGGCGUUCUGGAUAACAGUGAUUGUGUUACAUUUGAAUUAUCAAUUAUGCCAUUCAAAUGUAAUAGAACAAGAAAAUAUGGAAACACUUUGUAAAAAAUCCAAUAGAAAAUUUAUUGAGAUUUGGGGCCUUUUAUUUUAAAAUAAAGAAUCAAAUCGCACAAGAGUUGACUAACAUUUUUGUAUUUUCCUCCCAAGAGGGGAUCCUUUGGGAUAAACCGCGAUUUCGCCAAAACUGCAAAAACCAAAUAUACAAGAAAGGCGAAUAAUUUUUCUCUACAUAAUUUUCCACUACAUAACAGGAGAUUCAACAUAAUAAAUAUCAACGGGGUAAAAUAUGUCUUUGUCGGUUUUUUAACGAAUUACAACUAAAAAUCCUUCUUUGACUUUAAAAUUAUGCUCAAUUCGUAUAAAACUGUUCCUAAAUUUACAUUUCAAUUUAUUUUCUGACCAAGUAUCAUCUGGAGUGUUACUAGGUAGCAAAUAUACCCUCUGCAAGGUAAAUAAUUAAUAAAACUAUUGUAAAUAAUCAGAAAAACGUAUCAUUUGUUGAUGGCAAUAUAGUUAUCACUGCCUUAUAAAGGGUUAAUACAUUAUGUUUAUAUUCUUCAAAUCCGUAACCUUAAACAAAUUAUUCAUAGACCUGCAAUAACGAACAAAAUAAUGGUAUGAACAUUUUGGUAUAAAUAAUAAUCCGAUACUCCGGUACGCUAUUUUCCCAUUGAGAGAGCAAUUAUACCUAAAGCAUAUAAUCGAAUACACAACGUAAUAGUGAAUAAAUAGCAGCUACAGCUACCUUCUCGUCAUUGCAUUUAUCAAUCACAUUUUCAUCAAAAAUUUUAACCAUCAUUUUGUUCAUAACGGAGCUACCGUCUGAAGUAAUCAGCAAAAAAUAUGUCGGUAUCUGAAUCCAUUUCACCAUCAGAGAAACUUGAAGACAACACACAAUUAAAAUAAUCCAUUUUUACGUGCAAGACAGCAACAAAAUUAAUAAAUUCAACAAAUGAAACAAAAACGAUUAAAAGUCAAAUACCCAUCCGCACCCUUCCGUGUCUUUCAUGUUUUCAUUUUCCAUUAGCGUAAACAUAAACACCUGUUUGACAGUUUGUGUUGGAAUGUAUUAGUGAACCUAGGUUCGAUCUCGAUAAAUCGGCAGAGCGAACCUCGUUCGUUUUGGGUCGGAUCUGGUGCGGAUCGCGAUCCAACCUGAACGAAUAACCGAACGUUUUGACAGCUGUUAGAGCGGAUCCGGGGCAGAACUAGGUUCGACCCAGCAAUAACCGAAAACGACAUAUGACUCCAGCUGCUCGGAAGCGUUCCGGCAGUCCACUCUUGGUUGAUGGUGGAGAGAAGGGUGGUCUUUCCUCUGAACGGAAGAUUCUUCAGCAUCGGGUAUCCUAUGUCGUCUGGACCCACCGAUUUCCCAGAGGCCUUUUGAAGGGCAUAAUCCAACUCUGCCAUUGUGAAGGGAAGGUUGAAAUUCUGACCUUUAUCUGGUGGGACUGGAAAUCUGGGUACUGCUGUUUCGGGAAGUGGGUGUCGUUUUAAAAAUGGGUCUGAAUAGCGGUGUAGUGAAGAUAGUUCGUAGAAAUAUUCCGCUAGGGAAUCAGCAAUGAUCUUCGGAUCUCUUGUGGUUGUACCUUUCACUUUUAAAGCCAUUCCUUUAUACCGUCUCUUUCCUUGUAUACUAUUUAUUCGCAUCCAAAUCUCUGAUGAGGACUGGUUUUCAUUAAUGGAGUCGAGAAACUCAGUCCAGGAUUUGUCUUUCGCUUCCCUUAUCACCUGCCUGCAGCUAUUACUAGCAGCUUGAUACUCCUCCCUCCUCCUCCCGGUAAGACACGCGGCUACAAUGCAAGACCAUGCUGAGGGUGGCUGGGUUCGAUUCCCGGUGCCGGUCUAGAGAAUUUUCGGAUUGGAAAUUCUUUCGACUUCCCUGGGCAUAAAAGUAUCAUCGUGUUAGCCUCAUGAUAUACGAAUGCAAAAAUGGUAAUUUGGCUUAGAAACCUCGCAGUUAAUAACUGUGGAAGUGCUUAAUGAACACUAAGCUGCGAGGCGGCUCUGUCCCAGUGUGGGGAUGCAAUGCCAAUAAGAAGAAGAAGAAGAUGAUACUCCUCCAGGGUGCGUAUGGUAUCGGGGUGGUCUUCAGGUAGGUUUCUUCUUGUUC